CAUAUUCUUGUUAGUUCUCCUAGCAGCAACAAUUGUCUCCAUUAAGGUACACAAGUCACGAAAAUUGGCGAACGUGAGAGCAAGAGAAGAUCAACUCAAGAUAGAGAAAUUCUUGGAGAAUUACAAUUCUCUCAAGCCCACCAGAUACUCUUAUUCUGAGGUUAAGAAGAUGACUAAACAAUUUAAAUGUAAAUUAGGACAAGGAGGCUAUGGCAGUGUGUUCAAAGGGGAGCUCUCAAAUGGAAUUUUUGUUGCUGUAAAGAUCCUCAAAGAACCAGCAGCCCAUGAUGGAGAUGAUUUUAUCAACGAAGUGGGCACCAUCGGUAGGAUUCACCAUGUCAAUGUGGUUCGUCUUCUUGGGUACUGUGCAGACGGAUACAAGAGAGCCUUGAUCUAUGAAUUCAUGCCCAAUGAAUCACUGGCAAAAUUCAUAUUCUCAUCAGAAGAUACUGCUAACAACAUUCUUCGACAUUGGGAGAAGCUUCAGGACAUUGCAAUAGGUAUAGCGAGAGGAAUUGAAUACCUUCAUCAAGGUUGUGACCAGCGUAUCCUUCAUUUUGAUAUCAAACCUCACAAUAUUCUACUAGACAAAAAAUUUAAUCCCAAAAUUUCUGAUUUUGGGCUGGCAAAGUUAUGUGCCAAAGGUCAAAGCAAUGUAUCAAUGACAGCUGCUAGGGGAACAAUGGGUUAUAUUGCCCCAGAAGUCUUCUCCUGGAACUUUGCCAAUGUUUCCUCUAAAUCAGAUGUUUACAGUUUUGGGAUGUUGUUGCUUGAAAUGGUGGGAGGAAGGAGAAAUAUAGAUGUCUCAGUGGAGCACUUCAGCCAAGUAUACUUUCCUGAAUGGAUUUAUAAUCGCCUACAUCAAGGGGAAGAGCUGGGUUUGAGGAUGGUUGCAGAUGAAGAUGCUAAAAUUGCAAGAAGAUUGACCAUUGUAGCAACUUGGUGCAUACAGUGGUACCCAUCAGGUCGCCCUUCAAUGAAAACUGUGAUUCGGAUGUUGGAAGGAGAAAUUGAUAACUUGGAAAUGCCACCUAAUCCUUUUGUUUCAAUAGCUCCAGGAGAGGCAGAGGCUGGGGCUGAGGCUGAGGCAACAAUCUUGGAGGGAUCACAAGGCCCAACUCUAGCAGUCAUCACUGAAGAGUAUUAUUGGGUGGGAUUUGUGUUUGUUUCUUUGGAAAGUGGGAUUGCAAUUUUGCUAUCAAUUUCAGCCCAUGUCGCCGCCCAGCACCAGAGAGAAGUGUGCAACUCUUCUCUCUCUUGUGGUGAUGUUAUCAACAUCCAGUAUCCCUUUCACUUGAAAACUGAUCCCAACAACAACUGUACUAAAUUCCCUGAAUUCCAACUCAAUUGUGAAAACAAUCAAACUGUCUUGAAUCUGCUGUCAUAUCCAAAUUAUACAAGAAAAUACUUCGUGGAUGAAAUUCUGUACCACAAGAAUCUUAUCAGAAUUGUCGACCCUGGUUUACAGAGAGGGAAUUGCUCUUCUCUGCCUCGCUUUUCGGACUCCUCCUCUGCUUACCUUGGUUAUUCAGUCUACAGUUUGGAAACAGCUGUGAAAGUCAUCACAUUUGUGGGUUGUUCGUCAGCAGUCAAGAAUGACACAGCUUACAUAUCUACCUCUCCUUGCAUCAAUGGAAGCUCCUCACACCCAUUUUCAUAUGUCCUUGUUGGGAUGCCAGUCUCUGCACUCCGCCCAAACUGCACAGUUGUACGUAAUUCUCCUAUGUCAGCAGAGACAAUACUGAUGAACCACACAUAUCCAGAAAUUCACAAGGCUUUGCUGUACGGUUUAUACUUUCUUUGGAAUGAUCCUUUUGUCGAGUAUAAAGAAUGUUCCCCACCAUUCCAGUCUUCUCACUGUUUCUUAAAGCUCCUUGCAGAUCAAACAAGGAUGUCGUCUAAUGAUAUGUCAUGCUUUGCUGCAGGGUACAUCAUGAUAGGAAGGACAUCAAUUGGGAUAUUGUGCCUCUCAGCCUUUGUUAUCUACAAAUUACACAGGAAACAUGUGUCAAUGGAUGACAGAAUUGAAGAGUUCUUAACUAACUACAGAAAUCACACGCCAAUGAGGUAUUCAUAUUGGGAAAUUUGGAUAAUGACCAGAUGUUUCAAAGAAAAAUUAGGCCAAGGAGGCUUCGGCUCUGUUUACAAAGGAGUGCUUCUCAACGGCCAUCCGGUUGCCGUAAAGAUGUUGAGCAAGACUAAAGGGAAUGGGCAAGACUUCAUCAAUGAAGUUGCGACUAUUGGAAGGAUUCAUCACAUUAAUGUUGUGCGACUAAUUGGAUUCUGUGCAGCGGGAUCAAAGAGGGCUCUUCUAUAUGAAUUCAUGCCAAAUGGAUCUCUGGAUAAGUAUAUAUUUGCUGAAGAUUCUAAAAGCAACACUCUAAGCUGGGACAAGUUGUAUGACAUUGCCAUAGGAAUUGCUCGUGGAAUUGAAUAUCUACAUCGAGGUUGUGAUAUGCGGAUUUUACAUUUUGAUAUCAAGCCCCACAACAUUCUUCUUGAUGAGAACUUUACUCCAAAAGUUUCAGAUUUUGGGCUUGCAAAACUCUACCCAACCGAUGAUAGUAUUGUAUCCAUAACUGCUGCACGAGGAACAAUAGGUUACAUGGCUCCUGAACUAUUUUACAGAAAAUUUGGAGGAGUUUCAUAUAAAUCUGAUGUUUAUAGCUUUGGAAUGUUAUUGAUGGAAAUUGCUGGAAGAAGGAAAAAUGUCAACCCAUUUGUCGAUCAUACAAGCCAAAUUUACUUCCCAACAUGGAUAUAUGAUCGUUUGGACCAUGAAGAAGAAUUGGAUUUGGGGAUUGAAACAGAGGACGAAAAGGAUAUAGUGAAGAAACUGAUUAUAGUUGCAUUAUGGUGCAUACAAAUGAAGCCUAUCGAUCGUCCUUCAAUGAGCAAAGUCAUAGAAAUGCUAGAGGGCAAUGUAGAACUUCUGCAAAUGCCACCCAAGCCCUCCUUAACAUCUCCACCUCGGGACCUUGAUGAAGCUCAUGAAGCUAUCUCAAAUUCAGCAUACCUAGCAAUUUCUUGUGAAUCAAAUGCCUCCUCCACGGAUUCCAUUAUCUCAAAUGUGAAUGUAUAA
Telopea speciosissima is the source of this 3082-nucleotide messenger RNA. RefSeq names its product LEAF RUST 10 DISEASE-RESISTANCE LOCUS RECEPTOR-LIKE PROTEIN KINASE-like 2.4. The transcript is spliced from 5 exons. NCBI's taxonomy places the organism in Eukaryota, Viridiplantae, Streptophyta, Magnoliopsida, Proteales, Proteaceae. Gene Ontology annotation, molecular function: polysaccharide binding; ATP binding; protein kinase activity. The record is from RefSeq and is a predicted model, not a curated record. Gene Ontology annotation, biological process: protein phosphorylation. Bases 170 to 3082 code for a protein of 970 amino acids.